Molecule: messenger RNA, 636 nt
Organism: Phragmites australis (common reed)
Lineage: Eukaryota; Viridiplantae; Streptophyta; Magnoliopsida; Poales; Poaceae
Product: hydroxyproline O-galactosyltransferase GALT2-like
Exons: 3
Coding region: 130-636 (168 amino acids)
Source: RefSeq, a predicted model, not a curated record
AGUAUGCAUGCAUGUUAACAGACGAACACUUUGAUUACUACAAUCAUGUACCAGACCUACUAACACGGCAAACCUAUGGUCAAUUAGUCACCAAAGUAUGCACGGCAAGCCUAUGAUCUUCUAGAGUUCAUGCGCGCACGGGGCGGGCAGGUCAUCUUCCUGCCCUGCGGCCUCGUGGCCGGCUCCUUCAUCACCGUCGUCGGCACGCCCAGGACCGUGCAGGAGUACAUGCCGCAGCUCGCGCGGAUGCACCAGUGGGACAGCACCGUGCUCGUCUCGCAGUUCAUGGUCGAGCUGCAGGGGCCACGCGCCUUCGACGCCGAGGACCCACCUAGGAUACUCCACCUCAACCCCAGGCUCAGGGGACUGGAGCCAGCACCCCGUCAUCGAGCACAAUAUCUGCUACAGGAUGCAGUGGGGCGCCGCCCAACGUUGCGAUGGGUCACCACCCGAGGACAACGAGGAUGCAAUGAGAGGUGUACAUACUUUGGAGAUCAGCAAUGGCCGGAGGGCGCAGAGCGCAUCAGCUUCCAGAUGCAAGCAGCCAGAUUCCAGUUCGUGCACACCAGAUGGACAGUGGACCCAACCAUACCAAGCUCAGCCAUCUGCACCUCAAAGGUUCCAACUUCUUCAUGA